This is a messenger RNA of Bactrocera neohumeralis, 2978 nucleotides long. RefSeq lists its product as uncharacterized. Lineage: Eukaryota; Metazoa; Arthropoda; Insecta; Diptera; Tephritidae. The record is from RefSeq and is a predicted model, not a curated record. The coding region runs from base 2142 to 2759 and encodes 205 amino acids. The transcript is spliced from 4 exons.
CGUUGUGGAGAAAACAAUAAUUUAUGGUUCUCUGGAUGACCUAGUUACUAACUUAAGGACCGCUCUCUAUAAGUUCAAAGUUUAAUGCACUUUAUUAUCAUAAUUUGUAAAUUUUUCUAAUUUACUGAGCUUAAAAAUUCAAUCAUUUGGGCUUAGAUCCGACACGGCCCACUUAAAGUUACUUUGCAGAAUUGAUCACAUGAGGAAUAGUUGUCUUAAAUUUCUCAAAUAAUUAAAAAAGGUUUUUUGACGACUGCCUUUUAUAAGAAGUUAGUUUUAACCUCUGAAGGUGCCUCUGAUAAGUAAGCUUUCUUAUUGCAAUAAGAUGUGUAUUUGUAUUAAAAUUUGUUGGAUCACGUCAAAUCGAUUAUCAUAAGAGAAGAAAAAGUGCAGUCACUAUUAUUCCUCUUUUGCAUUGGAAGCUUGAACUGCACUUUGGAUUUCUUUGAUGAGUUGCAAAAGCCACAUUUAGUCUGACUGAAAAUUUUGGAGAAAAAUCUAAAGAAGAAGAAGUGGAUUGUCUUGGUCAUAUAUAUUUAUAUAAUGCCCAGAUAGCAUUGAGUUGAUUGUAUGGUGAUUUACGUAUCAUUAUUGAUUGUUAUUGGUGAUUGUUUUUUGAUAAAUUUGCCGUUUACAAUAACAAAAUGUACAAGUAUCAAAAAACGCUCAACAAGUUGAUUAAAUAUGAAUUGUGUUGUUUCGUGAUCCCGUUAUGAGUAUACAGUUAACAACAUCAAAAUAUUUCUUUUUGUGACAAAAUAAUGCAUGCAUUUCUCACUUCCAUAUAUGUAGUUCAUCUCCAAAGCAACAGCUCUCUAGUGCGUGAAAUAAAUAAAAUAAAACAUAAUUUGAAAGUAAUUAAUUAAAAUAGCUUAAUAAUUCAUUAUUUUUGAAUUUGCCAAUUAAAGUAAUAAAAAUUAAUUAUUUUAUAAUGUCAGCCACUCAAAUAAAAAGAAAAGCUAGAAAGGAAGCUAAAAAAAUUAUAAAUUCAAAGUUGUUGCAUAGUGAUUCAAGUGUUGAAGUUCAAUUUCAAGACCAUGAUGAAAAUGAUGUAACCUAUGAUCUGCGUUCAGAGCUUAGCAAAUGGGCGUCAGACUUCGGAAUAAAUUUUGUGGCAUUUAAUGCUUUAAUGUGUGUGCUAAACAAAAGCAACAUAAAAGUUCCCAAAGAAUCUAGGACAGUUUUACAAACACCGGCUGAAGUGGUCAAGCGAAAUGUGGGAGAUGGGAUUUAUGUACAUUAUGGUCUAAAGAAUGCGUUGACAGACUUCUUAGUAUUAAAUGAUUUCCGUCUUCCAAAUAUAAUGCUUGAUUUCGGCAUUGAUGGUCUGCCACUGUUCAAGAGCAGCUCGAAGCAAGUUUGGCCAAUAUUAGGCAGUAUUGUCAAUGUGGACUAUGUUUUCAUUGUAGGAAUAUUUGAAGGCAAUUCAAAACCGCACUGCUGAACUUAUUUUUUAAGUGAAUUUAUUUCUGAACUUAAAGUCCUGCAACAGGAGGGUCUCGUUUUUGCAACAAAAUUUUUUAACGUGGCGGUCCGAUGUUUUGUAAUGGAUGCGCCCGCUAAGUCUUUUGUGUUAGGUAUUAAAGGCCACACUGGGUACUAUUCAUGUGUACGUUGCACCCAAAAAGGUGAAAUAGUAAAACAUCGCCUCGUUUUCCCCGAAACUCAAAACUUAGUUGCGAGAACAAAUGAAAUCGUCCAAAUCUAGAUUAGAAAAUUUAAAUAUAGACAUUAUUCAUCAAUGUUGUUUGGAUUAUAUGCAUGUAGCUUGCUUGGGGGUUAUGAGAACGAUUUUGAACGCAUGGGUUAAGAAAAGAGGUGAACAUUACUCCUUGCCUUUGUAUAAAGCAGAAGUACUUUCAACAUAAUUUCUGCCUCGUUGUGAAUACAGUUAUCCAAAUUAUAAAAAUCAUUAAUUCCAAUAAUGUUCCACUUUUCACCGGUCUUGUCUUGAAAAAUUUAACACCUUACUUUUGCACACCUAAAAGUUCAUAUAAAUUUAACUUGUAUUAUGUGGCUGGCAUUCAGUACGAUAGGGAAAUUGAAUUUACAAAAGAAAAAAUAACUUCCAAGAUUAUAUGUUUGAAUGAAUCUUCUAGAAGUGGAUUUUAUUUCACACCACUAAUUAACUGAUUGACAUCAUGAGCUCUAUAAAUAAUUAUGGAUAUGAACCUAACAGCAGCCAAAUAAUAUAUCAAAAUCUAGACAGCACAGACCAACAGUCUCUUAAAAAUUUAAUAGCGGAGUUGACGAUGGAAGUGCGGGCUUUAAAGACAGAAGUGAAGGAGCUAAAGGAAGAAAGCAAAAGAAAUUUGUUGAAGCUGACAGAGGAAGUUAUUGCGGUCAAAUUGGAAAACAGGGGAAAACCCUCUGAAAGUCAAAGCCCACAAUUCGACCAACUACCAUUUUACCAUAAGAAGGAUCUUGACGAUUUCGAAGCACAGCUUUUACAAAAGCCAGAGUUGUUGGAGAAAUUUAAACUAUAUAUUAAGAAGACUGGGGGUGAAGCGUCAACCCCUUUCCUAAGAGCAGCAAUCAGGCGUAUUUUUUCAGACGAGUUGGCAAUGUCUUUUUCGUGGAGGGGCACGGCAGAUAAGCCAAGCGCGGAAAAAUGUUUAGUUACAACAAUAAUAAAAAAUAUUUGCCAUGAAAUGUUUCAAGUGGACGAAAAAGCCGUUAGAUCAACGCUACAAAAACAUUUCGUUUAUGCAAACGAAAGAGUAAAAAAACGCCGUCUACCUUUGGCUGACAAUAAAUGAUUGUAUUGGGCUGUAAGGAAAAACAUGUUAAUGAAUUAAUUAUAUUUUAAAUUAAUUAUAUUUUAAAUAAAUUCAUUAACAUGUUUUUCCUUACAGCUCAAUACAAUCAUUUAUUUUCAGCCAAAGGUAGACGGCGUUUUUUUACUGACUGGAAAAAACAAUCGAAAUUUAUAAGAAAAUGACUGUAAAUUGACUGAAAAUUGACUAGAAAUUCAUUGA